Molecule: messenger RNA, 677 nt
Organism: Myxozyma melibiosi
Lineage: Eukaryota; Fungi; Ascomycota; Lipomycetes; Lipomycetales; Lipomycetaceae
Exons: 4
Coding region: 69-578 (169 amino acids)
Source: RefSeq, a predicted model, not a curated record
CUGGGAAGACGCUCAAGACCACGACCACGGAAUCAACACGAGAAUCAACAAGAACAACAGCACAGAACAUGACGACCUCGACAAUGCGUGAAGCGUGGCUUCCGAUCGACAUCUCUUUGCCGCUGAUUUACUGCAUGAAAUGCUUCCGGACGACGACGAGUCAUAAUGGCGGCUUUUACGUUAUGGAGUGCGGACACAUAUUCUGCGAUAGCCAUGUUGAGAUUGCCAAUGUAUCAAAUGUGGCGUCGCAGAACUUCCCGAUGAAUCAUUCGUGUCCUCACUGUAAACUUACAGAUAUCUCGGUCUACAGAAUCGGACCAAAGAACGCUCAUCUACCCCCUGACUUGGCCGUUCAUUUCGACGAUUUCCUUCUCUCGCUCAAAAGAUACUUUGAAUCGAUAAAGUACAACUACGAAUCCCUCACGUUUCUAAUCAGACACUAUCAAAGUCUUCCAAACGCUUCCGAGCUCGAAAAGCAGGUCAGACAUCAGAAAGAUGUGAUUGCAAAGAUGGUGCCUGCUCUGGAGAAAUCCGCUCUCUGGGAAUCGUUCGUUACUUCUCUCUAUACUGCUGUUUAGGUUUGCUGUUUGAUUGUGAUUUUGAACGUUUGUCGGGCUGACUAGGGUACUGUACUGUUACUGUGUAUAGUACGGCGGUGCGUUUAACUGUGGAGAACG